AUGGUUGAACACGACAUGAUGUCUGGCCCGCCGAGCGCCGAGGGCGAGAACCUCAACCGGCGGAAAAGGGUUCGCAAAGGUACUCGUAGUUGCUGGGAAUGCAAGAGAAGAAAGGUCCGCUGUCAGUUGAGCUCUGAAGAUGUCCCUGUAUGCUCGGGAUGCUUGUCGCGGGGAACGACUUGUCUCAGUCAGGAAUAUCCGGAGGAGCGCGAACCUUCCAACCAUGGAAAUCAAGUUGGAGAGAGACUUGGACGCAUGGAAGCUCUUCUAGAGACUCUGCUGGCAAAAGUGUCCGCCUAUGAAGAGGAGGAAGAGGCUCAGAAGAUGAUGACCCCAGAGUCUAUUGGCAACGAUGUCCUCAGUCCCUUUGCAACCUCUGGAUCCGAUGCCACGAGUAGUACACCUCUCAUUACCAUAUUCGACAGCCCAAUACUAGGUCGACGGGACAACUCAGUAUCCCAUACUCCGGCGUCCCAAUCGACGAAGUCCUCAUCGUGCAGGCCCCCUAAGGACGAGAGAAUUCGCCAAAUUCUUCUUGAUCUACUACCGCCGCAGCAUGAGACAAAUUCAAUUGUACGCUCGAGUUCUUCUUGGUUUCUAGUCCAUGCCCUUGAGAAUCGAGCAACUUCCAAAUGCGACUCUGUCAGCUCGGCGACGUCGAAACUAUCCGAGCUGUCUAGGGCACAUCCAACAAAGAUUGCCCGUACUUUAAUGUUCAUUGCUGUCUGUCUCCAGCAGCUUGAUCCCGAGUUUGACAAGUCAAAGUUGCAUCUCUUUCCAACUGUUGAGGCGAGGAUGGAGAAAAUGAUCAUCACUGUUCAAGGACUUAUAACAUCCGAUGAUGAGCUUGUUAGUACUGUCAACGGCUUGGAAACUUUGGUGCUUUUGGGCGCUUUUCAUAUCAAUGCAGGUAAUCCACGACGGGCUUGGAUGACUUUCCGAAGAGCAAUGAACAUCGGCCAGCUAAUGGGAAUACAUAAACCAGAGACAAGUAUCGAAGGAGGGUGGGAUAUGUGGCUACAGAUGACACAAGGUGAUCGUUACCUGUCACUCCUCCUUGGUCUUCCUGCAGGCGCCAACGAUCCAAUCUACAAGCCUGAUGAGACAUUUGAUAACCCUGCUACCGACAAAGAUUGCCUCUUCACCAGAAAGAUGUGCGAUCUGUCGUCGCGCAUUAUUGAGAGAAACGAAGCAUCCGGUACCCACGCAUAUGCAACUACGCAAGAAAUCGAUGAGGGUCUUGAUCGUCUAGCCAAAGAGAUGCCCGCAAGCUGGUGGGCGAUUCCAGAUAUUGUUGAAAAUGACAGGAGUCAUGGAGCCGCCCUCACUUUCGACAGACUUAUGGCCCAAGUCUGGUUCUUCCAACUUGAGGCACUCUUACAUUUGCCAUUCAUGCUGAAGUCAGAGCGCCGCUUUGAAUACAGUAAAUUCAGCUGUUUGAAGGCUUCGAGAGAGGUGCUGUGGAGGUAUCUGGCGCUCCGGAGUGCCGAAAAUAAGUCGUUCUGCUGCAAGAUCAUCGAUUUCGGUGCACUUACUGCUUCGGUAACACUUUUCCUUGGCCUUUUGGAACCAGUGACCGGGAUCGAAUCACCAGAACGGAAAAGCGACAGGAAUCUGAUCCAAACGGUUCUCGAAUCCAUGGAGGAGCUCUCUCAGGGCGGCAAAGACGUUGUUGCAACGCAGAGCGUGAAUGUGAUCAAGUCUCUCUUGGCAAUCGACGACGCUUCAGGUCGUAACACUGGAAAUCUCAAGCUCACAAUCCCAUACUUUGGUACGAUAAGCAUCAUCCGCCCCCACAAAAUAUCACAAGGCAGUCUCUCCGCUCCGCAAUAUAUUCCGCAGCAACAGCCUCCAAAUGAAGAAGGUCAAAUCAACCCACAACAUCAAUUACAAACGCUUACAAUAAACCAAAAUUCGGCUCAACAGAACUGGGCCACUCAAAAUUUCGUCCCUAUGACUUCCAGUCAGCAAAAUCCUAUGAACCUGCCGCACGUUUCUUUCACCAGCAGUCAAUUCCCUGAAGUUGGCCCCGAGCAGCAGAUUGAGGAUUGGGGAUUACCUGUGGAGAUGGACACGCUUUUCUUUGACAGCCUACUGAAUACUGAUAUCGAAGGAAAUUGGAUCUUUUGA
Cadophora gregata is the source of this 2130-nucleotide messenger RNA. RefSeq lists its product as uncharacterized. Bases 1 to 2130 code for a protein of 709 amino acids. Gene Ontology annotation, molecular function: DNA-binding transcription factor activity, RNA polymerase II-specific; zinc ion binding. NCBI's taxonomy places the organism in Eukaryota, Fungi, Ascomycota, Leotiomycetes, Helotiales, Ploettnerulaceae. The transcript has 5 exons. The record is from RefSeq and is a predicted model, not a curated record. Gene Ontology annotation, biological process: regulation of DNA-templated transcription.